Molecule: messenger RNA, 390 nt
Organism: Rasamsonia emersonii CBS 393.64
Lineage: Eukaryota; Fungi; Ascomycota; Eurotiomycetes; Eurotiales; Trichocomaceae
Exons: 6
Coding region: 1-390 (129 amino acids)
Source: RefSeq, a predicted model, not a curated record
AUGUCUGCAGAUGGAUCCCAAUCUUAUCAGGUAGGCGGUGUAGCAAGAUAUUUCCAAGGAAGGCAGUAUAAAAAUACCCGUAUGUGUAUGUCCGAAGUAGAGAAUCCUACUAAAUCCAAGGCUGAAUGCUGGAUCAAGCAGCUUAAAUCCUACAGGAUUCUCCGUACCAACUUAAAUAACUACCUAGUGGACCCUUUUCUCUUGAAUCUUCUCGGAGAUUCUUCUCCCUUGGUAAUAGCAGUAGAAUCAUUCAUUGCCUGGAUAGGCAGUGCUCCGUUUGUACAUGUGCAUACAUAUUUAUCCUGGUCGAUGGACAUACAGUACAUUCAAGAUCAUCGACUGAAGCCCGUUUGUUCUGCCUCUGUCUCUGCUUCUGUCAGUGACUACUGA